Molecule: messenger RNA, 1088 nt
Organism: Rubroshorea leprosula
Lineage: Eukaryota; Viridiplantae; Streptophyta; Magnoliopsida; Malvales; Dipterocarpaceae
Source: the annotation of a GenBank genome assembly
GGUUCUGGAAAUAAAGAUCGAAGAAAGGAAGAGCACAUUCCAUGGCAAUGGCAGAGCCAGAAACGAGGAAGAGGAAGAUGGGGGACAGAAGAGAAGCACCGAAGGCGACGAAGUGGCCAACUAUCAAACCCAAACAGAAUCUCCAUGUUACCCGCCUCAAGGACACCGAUCUAUUCACCGUGCAGGAUUUCUUUACAUCUGCAGAAUCAAAGGCAUUCAUUAAAGUUGCAGAAUCAAUUGGGUUUGCCCACCAAGGAAGUCUUGGUCCAACACAUGGUGAAGCUUAUCGUGACAAUGAUCGAAUGUCUGUGAAUGAUCCUGCUCUUGCUGAUCAAAUAUGGCAGUCUGGACUCAGCAAAUUAUUUUCUGACGUUAAAAUUCGGGGGAAGUUUGCUGUUGGCUUAAAUCCUAACAUCAGAUUUUACAGGUACAAGCCAGGUCAACGGUUUGGACGGCAUGUUGAUGAGAGUGUUGAUCUUGGAGGAGGGAAGCGCAGCCAUUAUACUUUGUUAAUAUAUUUAAGUGGUGGUUCUAAGCCCAAAGCUAAAAAUGAUCCAAACAACCCCAAGGAUUCUGGAUCAGAGCCCCUGGUUGGGGGGGAGACUGUCUUCUAUGGUUCAAGAAAUAGUAUUGUAGCUGAGGUGGCUCCUACUGAAGGAAUGGCCCUUUUGCACAUUCAUGGAGACAAAUGCAUGCUUCAUGAAGCCCGAAAUGUUUCCAAGGGUAUCAAGUAUGUCUUCCGUUCAGAUGUAGCUUUUGCUUGAGUGCCACUAGAUCAUAAUCAUUGCUGUCCUCCUUCCUCAUAAGUACUAAUAGCAUACAUUUCAUGGCAUUUCUGGCUUUGCCAAAGUCAAGCUAAGUUGUAUUUCUUACCUUUCCUACCUGAUCAAGAAUUUACAGAAGAUGAACACUAAACAGUUUCUUCACUUUAUCAAAAUACGGUGAGAAAGGCGAUUCUGAUACGAUGACCUGUUUUUUAAUUUUCUAGCCGAUGCAUGCUAAAUUGUUGCUAGAUUAUAUCAUUACAGAAAGGCAACAAGACUCUUUGUAAAAUGCCAUGCAUUUGGAAUGAUCAGCAAUUUCCAGGU